AUGUUGAUACUAAAACUAAACCAAGUAAUUCAUGACGCUCUUUUAACCAUUGAAAAAUCUAAUCCUGACUAUAAAGACCUGACCCAUAAAGAUACUUUUCUAAAUAAAAAUCUGGACUUUCAAAAACUUUCUACCAUUUUCCAUGACUUCGAUAAUGCUUUUGCCAAGAAAGAGAAUAAUUUACAAUUAGAUUAUUUGGGCAAUACCUAUCAAUUUUUCCUUCAACAAUUUGCUGCCAGUAGCGGUCGAACCGGCGGAGAGUUUUAUACUCCAGCUUGCGUGGUUCAAUUAUUAGUUAACCUGCUCCAACCUUUUCCCCGCCCUAAUUAUGAAAUAGUAAUUUAUGACCCGUGCUGCGGUAGCGGCGGCAUGUUCGUCCAAAGUCAAGAAUUUAUUACUAAAAAUAAAAAAAAUAAUGAGAAUGGCAAUUUGGAUGCUUAUCAGCCCCUUUGUCUGGGACAAGAAAUUGAUGAUAGCACUUGA
Racocetra persica is the source of this 483-nucleotide messenger RNA. Lineage: Eukaryota; Fungi; Glomeromycota; Glomeromycetes; Diversisporales; Gigasporaceae. The record is from the annotation of a GenBank genome assembly.